CUCGAGGAACUUAUUCGAAGAAUUAGCCAGCGCGAAGAGACAUCAUUUCCUCUGGGUGGCCGAACAGUAAAGAACUCAUUGGUGCUAGUCAUUCCGUUAGCUUCUCUCUUUUUUUUUGUCACACUGGGCCACCUCCUGCAGUAGGUGUUGGCUAAUCAGUAUACGAAAGAAAGCAAGUUUCCCCAUUUUUGGCCAUUAGCAGAGGAAGUGGCAGUGCACUUCGCAGCAGACUGUACUGAACACUUGCCAUUCUGAGCAUGCUGUGGAACGUGGAGACCCUGGGCUUUCUUCUAGCAGUGACUCAGGGUCUCUUCAUCCAAUGCCUGGCACAUGUAAACUCCAGCACUGCCCCCUGCCGAGGGUGUCAUUGGAAUUCCCUGGGCAAAAUCACAGCAAAGACAAGACAGAUGGAAAAGGAAGCCAAGCAGCUGUUCAGAUCCUAUUUGACUCACCAGGGCUUGCUUCCACCCGACCUUCGCCAACUCUGCAAUGAGGCUGUACAGUGGUUUCCCACAGAGAAUAUAAGAGACCAGCCAAAGAUUGUCAUGCUGCAGGAGCUAUACCGGACUCUGGAGCACAUGAAGGAUGCCCUUGAGAACAUCGGGAAGCAGCAGCAGGUGCUGAGCACCCCAGGUGCUGCAUUACUCGGCAAACUCCAAAGCACCCAGUGGUCGGUGAGAGGACUCCUCUCCAACACCGGCUGCGCCCUCUGUCUCAAGGGAGUCUCGCCCAACUCCAGGGGCACCCCAGAGAGACCUGUAGCCACUAACGCUUUCCAGCAAAAGACUGAUGGAUGCAAAGUGCUCUGGAACUACAGCAAGUUCCUGGAGAAACUGGUCAGGGGCUCAGGGGAGAAUGCGCCGCAGGCACUCAGAGAUCAAAGGAAAAGACGGAAAGGCAUAAAAAGAAAGGAGGCCUCCUCACACUCCUGAAUGAGCCACCCAGAGGGAGACAGGGAACCCUAGAUGGCUGCCGCUCAGAUCUGGUGGUGAGGACGGAGCCAGGAAGGCUUCUGAGAAAUACUUGAAUGAAAUACACAAAUCCUGUUUAACUCUGAGAAGCGGCUGCACAGGAGCCCGGUGCAGGUACACCAGAGCCAUGUCAUGUCCUGGUCUCACAUUCAAUGUGCUAGGACAGACAGUCCCUCUGGGCCAGAUUGGCAAAGUGCUUGGCACCCAGCAGCCACCAUUGCUCUCAGCGGUGUGGGGUAUUCUCUGUUGUUCUCAAGUGGUUGGAGGGUCUCAAUGGGAGCUACUGGGGGCCAUGCACUUAUGGAAAGCUGGCCUGAGAGCUUCCAGGUACCUCUGCACAGCAUACAGAAGCCAAGGUGCCUUUUUUCUUAUCAAAAACACUACCGGAUUCUGCAGGAAUGGUUCAUUACUGCACUAUUUGAGAUCCUUUGCAGAAGAACAGGCUGGAUUCAAAUGCACAAAGACCCAGCAUCUACCCCAGAGGUGGGCCAACUACGGCCCAGGGGCCGCAUCCAGCCCUUCAGAUGUUUUAAUCUAGCCCUUAAGCUCCUGCUGAGGAGCGUGGCUCCCAGAAGCAGCGUCACAUCCCUGCUCUGGCUCCUAUACAUAUGGCCAGCAA
Messenger RNA from Dermochelys coriacea (leatherback sea turtle), 1590 nucleotides. RefSeq names its product leukemia inhibitory factor-like. Gene Ontology annotation, molecular function: leukemia inhibitory factor receptor binding; cytokine activity. The transcript is spliced from 3 exons. The record is from RefSeq and is a predicted model, not a curated record. NCBI's taxonomy places the organism in Eukaryota, Metazoa, Chordata, Testudines, Dermochelyidae. Bases 258 to 932 code for a protein of 224 amino acids. Gene Ontology annotation, cellular component: extracellular region. Gene Ontology annotation, biological process: immune response.